CAGAGGUCGCAACGCCCCGCCGCUGACAGGCAGCGAGGCGAACACCCGCGCCAGGCCCCGCGGCGCGUCACGGCCCGCGGCGGCUGCGGCGGCGACUUCCCAGCUUCCCCCCCCCCCCCCACCCCGCGCCCGUCGCACGCACGCGUACUGCGCCCAGCAUGAGGGUCGCCGCUCUGAUCAGUGGUGGGAAGGACAGCUGUUAUAAUAUGAUGCAGUGCAUUGCUGCUGGGCAUCAGAUCGUUGCUUUAGCAAAUCUAAGACCAGCUGAAAACCAAGUGGGGUCAGAUGAACUGGAUAGCUACAUGUAUCAGACAGUGGGUCAUCACGCCGUCGAUCUGUAUGCAGAAGCAAUGGCUCUUCCCCUCUACCGCCGUACCAUAAGAGGAAGGAGUGUGGAUACGGGACGAGUGUAUACCGAACGUGAAGGUGAUGAGGUUGAAGAUCUCUAUGAGCUUUUGAAACUUGUUAAGGAAAAAGAAGAAGUAGAGGGGAUAUCAGUAGGUGCUAUACUUUCUGACUAUCAGCGUGUUCGAGUAGAAAAUGUGUGUAAAAGGCUUAAUCUCCAGCCUUUAGCUUACCUUUGGCAGAGAAACCAGGAAGAUUUGCUCCGAGAGAUGAUAUCAUCUAACAUUCAAGCAAUCAUCAUCAAAGUAGCAGCUUUGGGUUUAGAUCCAGAUAAGCAUCUUGGAAAAACCCUGGAUCAAAUGGAACCUUAUCUCUUAGAGCUUUCUAAGAAGUAUGGAGUCCAUGUUUGUGGAGAAGGUGGAGAGUAUGAAACGUUCACUUUGGAUUGCCCUCUAUUUAAGAAGAAAAUAAUUGUGGAUGCAUCAGAAGUGGUCAUACAUUCAGCUGAUGCAUUUGCACCUGUUGCUUAUCUACGCUUUUUGGAAUUGCACUUGGAGGACAAGGUGUCCCCAUUGCCUGACAACUGCAGAACAUCUAAUUAUAUACAUAAUUCUUAAAAAGCAUUUUUGGGCAUUGCUUACUAAACUGCCAUUUAUGGAAAAAAUUACAUAGUAUUUUCUCAAUUA
Prionailurus viverrinus (fishing cat) is the source of this 1031-nucleotide messenger RNA. RefSeq names its product diphthamine biosynthesis 6 (gene DPH6). Lineage: Eukaryota; Metazoa; Chordata; Mammalia; Carnivora; Felidae. Bases 159 to 962 code for a protein of 267 amino acids. Gene Ontology annotation, molecular function: diphthine-ammonia ligase activity. Gene Ontology annotation, biological process: protein histidyl modification to diphthamide. The transcript has 9 exons. The record is from RefSeq and is a predicted model, not a curated record.